Messenger RNA from Eptesicus fuscus (big brown bat), 2030 nucleotides. RefSeq names its product Xg glycoprotein (Xg blood group) (gene XG). Lineage: Eukaryota; Metazoa; Chordata; Mammalia; Chiroptera; Vespertilionidae. Gene Ontology annotation, biological process: T cell extravasation; positive regulation of neutrophil extravasation; homotypic cell-cell adhesion. The record is from RefSeq and is a predicted model, not a curated record. The transcript has 13 exons. Bases 194 to 832 code for a protein of 212 amino acids.
GCCACGGACAGACAGACGGACGGGCGUGCCGGCUCUCCCAGCCCGGCCUGCCCAUCGGUGCCCGGAGUCAGGCGUCCACACCCCCACGGGGUGGGGUAGCCGAUCCAGGCCUCCCGCAGCAGCUACACCAGCCUCCGUCCCUCCGUCCGUCCGUCCGUCCGUCCGCCCGCCCGUUCCUCCCCACACGCCGGCCAUGGGAGGCCCCUGGGCACUCCUGUGGGUCUCAGGCCUCUGCCUCCUGAUCAGGGUUCGAGGACAAGGUGACUUUGAUUUGGCCGACGCUCUCGACGACCCGGAUCCGACCAAGAAGCCGAACGCAGACGUCUACCCAAAGCCGAAACCCCCAUACCCCCCGCAGCCCGGAAGUCCUGAUAACAGCGGAAAUAUCUACCCACGGCCGAAGCCACCGCCCCCUCGCCCACAGCCUGGCUACCCGGACGGUGGAGACAUCUACCCACGGCCGAGGCCACCGCCCCCUCGCCCACAGCCUGGCUACCCGGACGGUGGAGGUUACAUCAGUGAUGGGGACGACGGCCGAUACCCGCCCAGGCCCAAGCCCCGGCCCCCGGCAGGUGGAGGUGGCUACAACCCCAGUCAGGACGGCUACGGGACCUCCCACGGUGGAGGGCGCAAUAGACCAGGCUCGAAUGGAUAUAAUUAUGGUGGAGGCGGCUACAACACGUACGGCAACCCGCACGGCAACUCGGUCGCGAGGAUCGUGUCUCCCAUCGUGUCCGUCGUGGUGGUGACGCUGGUGGGGGCCGCGGUCGGGUACUUCCAACGCAACAGGAGGAGGAAUUGCUUUAGACCGAGUGAACCGGAACACGUCUGAAGGCCCUCGACGCCCAGCGGUCGCUCCGAGAAAAAAAAAAUCUCACACCAGGCAGCCACCCUCGUCCAUCGCUGCUGUGGGAACUCCAUCUCGUCCUUGGUGCCGUUCACCCCCCCCCCCGCCCCCCAAAGUGUUUUCUCUCCCGUUGGACCUCGAGGGACUGCCUCACGACGUACACCCGCCCCCCCCCUUUUAUUGGACGGGCCCUGUGUCUGUAGAUAAGUUAGUCAGUUGGACCCUCUGUGUGGGUGAGGGGGGCGGGGUCCCCGAGUUGACUUGAUUUUGUCUGUUGACUCAUUCAUUCGGACCCAGAGAUUUUUCCACUCGGUUCUCAACUGUGACACUACCUCCUUGGGCAGCGAUUCCACCCGACUUUUUUUUUUUUUUAAUCUUUAUUGUUGAAAGUAUUAUAUAUGUUCCCUUCCCCCCAUCGUCCCCCCCCCCCAUUGCCUGUAUCCACGGGUGAUGCAUAAAUGCAUACAAGGACUUUGGUUGAUCUCUUACUACCCACCCACCCUCCCCCGCCUUCCCUCUGAGAUUCCUCAGUCUGUUCGAUGCGUCUAUGUCUCUGGAUCUAUUUUGUUCAUCAGUGUAUUUGGUUCAUUAGCGUCCACGUAGGAGUGAGGUCAUGGGACACGUGUCUUUCUCUGACCGGCUUAUUUCACUCACCAUCAUGCUCUCCAAGUCCCUCCAUGCCUUCCCAAAGGGUGAGAGAGCCUCCUUUUUCAGGGCUGUGUAGUAUUCCACGGUGUCGAUGGACCACAGUUCUGUGUUUUGAUCCAUUCGGCUACCGAUGGGCACUUGACUUGCGACUUUUCCACACUCUGUGCUUUGUCACAAAAGACGGAAUGUCGGCCAAAUGGCCCGGGGUCUUGGGUGGGGGUGGGAUUGGAUCCUGAGAGACCAAGAAUGAUGCUUUCGGCAUCUCCAACCAUCCGUGGUGGGGAGUAGACCGAUGAUCCGUUCUUUGGUUACGUGAGUGGAAAUGCGUUGAAGGGGACCUGGGAGUGAGUGAUGGGUGACACGGAGGGUGGAGACCCAUCACCGAUGCCUGACAUACAGAAUUUGUUUCAACCUGUGGAAAGGAAACCUGGAUUGCAGGGGGUGGGGAGAGGAUUCUAAGGGCAAAGUGUCUCCUGUGAAAACCAUCUCAGAGAAUCAGAGUGGGGAUACCUAUCCAUCCAUCCAUCCAUCCAUC